This is a messenger RNA of Alternaria alternata, 916 nucleotides long. RefSeq lists its product as hypothetical. The transcript is spliced from 2 exons. NCBI's taxonomy places the organism in Eukaryota, Fungi, Ascomycota, Dothideomycetes, Pleosporales, Pleosporaceae. Gene Ontology annotation, cellular component: COPII-coated ER to Golgi transport vesicle; endoplasmic reticulum; Golgi apparatus. The coding region runs from base 72 to 731 and encodes 219 amino acids. The record is from RefSeq and is a predicted model, not a curated record. Gene Ontology annotation, biological process: endoplasmic reticulum to Golgi vesicle-mediated transport; intracellular protein transport; Golgi organization.
AAAGCCACGCAAGAGCGCGAAACAACUCGAGCCUGCAAGCGCUGCAGCUCUACAAACACGACUCUUUCAACAUGGACCGGUUAGCACGUCUCCUCAGCUUCGUGCUGCUCGCCCUCCUCCCCCUCACAGCAGCCCUCAAAUUCGAUCUCCACCCCGUAGCAGCACACGACUCAGCCAAGUACGAGCGAUGCAUUAGGAACUUUGUUGCGAGGGAACAAUUGGUUGUUGUCACGGUGAUUAUGGACGGAUAUCGGGGGGACGGACAGAGGGUGGAUAUGCAUAUCCGCGACGCAAUGGGCAACGACUACCACCGUCCCAAAGACGUCGUAGGCGAGAACCGCUACGCCUUCACCUCGCACGCCGACUCUGCCUUUGACGUCUGCUUCGAAAACAUCUUUACCUCGUCCGGCUCCUCCAAGUCCAUCACCCCGCGCCACGUCGAGCUCGACAUUGACAUUGGCGCCGAUGCCAAGGACUGGAAUGCCAUUGGAGCCGCCGACAAGCUGAAGCCUGUUGAGGCGGAGCUCAGGAGGAUCGAGGAGGUUGUUGGAGAGAUUGUCACGGAGAUGGAUUACCUGAGGAGUCGCGAGCAGAAGCUUAGGGAUACCAAUGAGAGCACUAAUGAGAGGGUCAAGUGGUUUGCGUUGGGUACCAUGGGUAUGCUUGUUGGGCUUGGGGCCUGGCAGGUUGUGUACCUUCGUGCCUACUUCAGGAGUAAGCAUCUCAUCUAGAGAAUUGCGUAGUGGCUCUGGAUGGUUCGGAAGGCUGAGAGCGUUUUGGUUAAAAGAGAGAUUUUGGCGACCUGGUGUGUAUGGAUGGGUACGAUACGAGCAUGGAAGCUUCAUGGACUGCAUACUUCACACACGACUGGAGCGGCGUUGGUAGGACAUAUCCAAAUUUCAAAACUUGUUCACAA